UCAGUGGUCAGUACAAGUCCUGUGAUAGCGAGACAAAACAAAACACACCAAAAUGUUCAAAAUCAUCGCCCUGCUCGCCGCUCUCAUCGCCGUGUCGGCCGCCAAACCCCUUGUGGUGAGCGCCCCCCUGGUAGCAGCCCCCGCCCCCAUAGUAACUGCCUCCAGCUCGCAGUACUACCACCGGAUCAACAACGGCUUCGCAGCAUACGUAGCGGCGCCCGCAGCAUACGUCGCGUCCGCCGCCCCUGUUGUAGCGUCCCCGUACGUAGCGUCGCCGUACGCUGCGCCCUACGUUGCCGCCCCUGCCGCCUCCAUCGUUGCCGUUUAAAAUGACUGACUGAUGCUGUUUGACUUGUGAUAUUAUGAUUAAAUAAAAUUAUUACGU
Molecule: messenger RNA, 385 nt
Organism: Ostrinia furnacalis (Asian corn borer)
Lineage: Eukaryota; Metazoa; Arthropoda; Insecta; Lepidoptera; Crambidae
Gene: CPH23
Exons: 2
Coding region: 53-328 (91 amino acids)
Source: RefSeq, a predicted model, not a curated record